This is a messenger RNA of Ipomoea triloba (trilobed morning glory), 987 nucleotides long. RefSeq lists its product as uncharacterized. The coding region runs from base 231 to 758 and encodes 175 amino acids. The transcript is spliced from 2 exons. The record is from RefSeq and is a predicted model, not a curated record. NCBI's taxonomy places the organism in Eukaryota, Viridiplantae, Streptophyta, Magnoliopsida, Solanales, Convolvulaceae.
UAUAGUUUUAAAAGCUCUAUUUAAUAAAUAAAUUUAUUUAUCAAAAUUUUGACUCAAAAGUGUAUCUGAGAUGAACCUGUGACCUUUAUAUUAUUGUUUUGAGCCUAAGUUUGAACCCAAACUAAACCUAAGCCCAAAUGAUUUAAUUUCAUAAGCCUAAUUAGCUCUUCUUGAAGCCCAAUUAUUUUUAUUUGGCCCAAGCCCAAGACAAAUCUAAACCCUAGAUAUAUAUGAAGCUAUACAUUGGUUUCAAGCUAGAUGUUCAUCCAAGAAGUUCUAAAUCAGCAGCCCACUCCCAAAUCGUAUCUCUCUACCAUCUCUCUUCUUCGCAACCAGUAGGGACCAGCAGAUCAACGCAGCAGCGUAGCAACCAGCGACCUUCCCUUCCGUCUCUCUCUUGCUCUUGUUCGGACCAGCAGGGGAACCUGCGGCGGAGCAGAUCGGCGGUGGUGGGCGGCUCGGGCGAGGACGUCCAGCGAACAGCCGCAGAUUGGAGCAGCAGGUGGUGGUCUCUGGCGUGGCUGGUCAACGACGAACUCCGGCGCGACAGCUGGACGGCGUCUUCCCUCCUAUGGCGCGGCAGCUGGACGGCGGUGGCUGUGGGUGGUGUGGUGACCUGCGGUGUGGCAGCAGGUGUGGCGGUGGUGGUAUUGGCUCUGAAAAAUUGGGCAGAAAACAAAGGAAGAUGGCAAAUUUGUGAGAGAUUAAGUUGGAUUAGUGAGGAUCUGGACUUGUGGCUAGUUGAGAGCGUGACGUAGAGCUUGUAAGCCCCGAGAAAUGUUCACGUCAUAAUCUGUGUAGAUUGGACUUGAAUUGUCUUGUAGUUAGUUGUGAUUUGAAUAAGGAAAUAUUGUAAUGGAAGUUGUAAAUAGAAACGUUUGAAGCCUGUGCGUUUGGGCUUAGUUGUGACCCAAGCGUGGCAUAGCACCCCUUUGUUUAAGUUUUGGUUUCGCUUCCGCAUUUAUAUUCAGUCUUUUAGUAACAAAA